Molecule: messenger RNA, 1732 nt
Organism: Hibiscus syriacus
Lineage: Eukaryota; Viridiplantae; Streptophyta; Magnoliopsida; Malvales; Malvaceae
Product: tetrahydrocannabinolic acid synthase-like
Exons: 1
Coding region: 5-1588 (527 amino acids)
Molecular function (GO): FAD binding; oxidoreductase activity
Source: RefSeq, a predicted model, not a curated record
GACAAUGAAGUUGGCUCACGUUUCUUUGCUUCCAUGUCUUGUAGUUGUCCUGGUCUCAUUGAUUGGUUCAACUUGUGCUGAUUCUCAUGGGAAUUUCCUUAAUUGUCUUCAUCUUCGUUCAGCAAACUCUUCCACCAUUUCUAAAGUUAUUUACAUGCAAAACAAUCCCUCAUUUUCAUCUGUUUUGAAUGCUUACAUUCAAAACACCAAGUUCAUCACACCAACAACCCCUAAACCCCUUGUCAUCGUCAAGGCACUGCAAAUAUCCCAUAUCCAAUCAACAAUUUAUUGCUCGAAGAAGCAUGGUUUGCAGAUUAGAAUUCGCAGCGGCGGUCAUGAUUUCGAGGGUCUUUCUUAUGUUUCUGAAGUUCCAUUUGUCAUCCUUGAUCUGCUACACUUUCGAGCUGUUAAGGUUGACGUGAAGAACGAAGUUGCCUGGGUUGAAUCCGGUGCAACUAUUGGUGAAUUGUAUUACGGGAUCGCUACUAAAACUAAGACCCUCGCCUUCCCUGCUGGUGUUUGUCACACCGUGGGCGUCGGCGGGCAUUUUAGUGGAGGCGGAUAUGGUAUAUUGAUUAGAAAAUAUGGUCUUGCUGCCGAUCAUGUGAUCGAUGCUCUAUUAGUCGAUGUUAAUGGAAGAGUUCUUGACAGAAAAUCCAUGGGGGAAGAUUUGUUUUGGGCAAUUCGUGGAGGUGGAGGAAAUACCUUUGGGAUUGUUCUCGCUUGGAAAGUAAAGCUAGUCCAAGUUCCACCUGUUGUUACUGUGUAUACAGUUAACAAGAACUUGGAACAAAAUGUAACCAAGAUUCUUCAUCGAUGGCAAUACAUUGCUCACAAGCUUCCCGAUGAUUUGUUCACUGACGUUACGAUAACUAAGGUGAAUUCAACUCAAGCAGGGAAGAAAACAGUUCAGGCCGCCUUCAAAGGAUUGUUUCUCGGUGGGGUUGAUAAGCUGAUUCCAUUGGUUCAAGACAAGUUUCCGGAGCUGGGAUUAACUAAAAAAGAUUGCCUGGAACUGAGCUGGGCUGAAUCCGUUCUUUACUUCGGUGGAGUUUCGACACAAAGUCUGGAGAUUAUGCUUAAUAGAACCGCUCUUGCAAGACCAACAUUCAAAGCCAAAUCCGACUACGUGAAGGAACCGAUUCCCGAAAGCGGAUUAGAGGGGAUAAUGUCGAGGUUUCUUGAGAAAGAAGUCGACGUUGUUCUGAUGAUGAUGGUGGCUUUUGGUGGGAGAAUGGAACAAGUUGCAGAAAACGAAAUUCCAUACCCGCAUAGAGCAGGCAACUUGUACCAAGCCUCGUACCUUGUGGGAUGGACAAACGGAGAAGAUGAAGGAAAAUACAUAAGCUGGAUACGAAGACUUCACAGUUACUUGGGAACUUAUGCAUCGAAAUCACCGAGAGAAGCGUAUUAUAAUUACAGGGAUCUGGACAUCGGAACCAACAACGUUGGGUACACAAGUUACGAACAAGCAAGCAUCUGGGGUCGGAAAUAUUACAAGAACAACUUCAAAAGAUUGGCACAAGUGAAGAGCAUGGUUGAUCCAAUGAAUUUCUUCAGAAAUGAACAAAGUGUCCCUCCUCUUUAAUCUCCAUGGAAGAAGAAAGGUAACUCGGGUUGAAAAGUUCGCAUCUCUUGGAUUGAAAGGAUUUACUUUGUUGCAAAUAAAGAGUUUCUUUAUCGCUUUUCCUGUCAUGAAGAAAUAAUAAUGUACUACAUGCAAAAUUCACAA